This is a messenger RNA of Mastomys coucha (southern multimammate mouse), 1180 nucleotides long. It is a transcript of the gene Vdac3, whose product is annotated as voltage dependent anion channel 3. The record is from RefSeq and is a predicted model, not a curated record. Gene Ontology annotation, cellular component: mitochondrial outer membrane. Bases 235 to 1089 code for a protein of 284 amino acids. Gene Ontology annotation, molecular function: voltage-gated monoatomic anion channel activity. Gene Ontology annotation, biological process: monoatomic anion transmembrane transport. The transcript has 10 exons. Lineage: Eukaryota; Metazoa; Chordata; Mammalia; Rodentia; Muridae.
UGGGUCGCCUGCGCAGGCGCGCGCGAAGCCGGACAGUUGGCAGAGGCGCCCGCCCGCGGCCCCCUCCGCGUCGGGUCUGAGCGCGACGCCGCGCGCGCUCCCGCUGUGGGGCGACGGGCGCGCAGGCGCGGCGGGGAGCGAGGUCGCGCAGGCGCAGACGGCGUUGGUUCGAGAAGACCUUCAGCGUUGCCUUGGUGGAGCGGGACGGGCCGGGCCCACCCUCGGGUUGUAGACAUGUGUAACACGCCAACAUACUGCGACCUGGGAAAGGCUGCCAAGGAUGUCUUUAACAAAGGCUAUGGGUUUGGCAUGGUCAAAAUAGAUCUGAAAACCAAGUCUUGUAGUGGAGUGAUGGAAUUUUCUACUUCAGGUCAUGCUUAUACUGAUUCAGGGAAAGCAUCAGGCAACCUAGAGACCAAAUAUAAGGUCUGCAACUAUGGGCUCAUCUUCACCCAAAAGUGGAAUACAGACAAUACUCUUGGGACAGAAAUCUCUUGGGAGAAUAAGUUGGCUGAAGGGUUGAAACUGACUCUUGAUACCAUAUUUGUACCAAACACAGGAAAGAAGAGUGGGAAAUUAAAGGCCUCCUAUAGACGGGAUUGUUUUAGUCUCGGCAGUAAUGUUGAUAUAGAUUUUUCUGGACCGACCAUCUAUGGCUGGGCUGUGUUGGCCUUUGAAGGUUGGCUUGCUGGCUAUCAGAUGAGUUUUGACACAGCCAAAUCCAAACUGUCUCAGAAUAAUUUUGCUCUUGGUUACAAGGCUGCAGACUUCCAACUGCAUACUCAUGUGAAUGAUGGCACUGAAUUUGGAGGCUCUAUCUACCAGAAGGUUAAUGAGAAGAUUGAGACGUCAAUAAACCUGGCGUGGACAGCUGGCAGCAACAACACUCGUUUUGGCAUCGCGGCUAAAUAUAAGCUGGAUUGUAGAACUUCUCUCUCUGCCAAAGUAAACAAUGCCAGUUUAAUUGGACUGGGUUAUACGCAGACCCUCCGGCCAGGCGUCAAACUGACCCUGUCAGCUUUAAUAGAUGGAAAGAACUUCAAUGCAGGAGGCCACAAGGUUGGAUUGGGAUUUGAACUGGAGGCUUAAUGUGGUUUUGAGUAGAGUAUCAAUUGUCCCUGGAAAUGAAGAGAAAUGAACCCACUAUGUUUUGGCCUUAAAAUUCUGUGAAAUUUCAAAA